Messenger RNA from Pezoporus occidentalis (night parrot), 2882 nucleotides. RefSeq names its product T-cell surface glycoprotein CD1b-3-like. Bases 170 to 1204 code for a protein of 344 amino acids. Gene Ontology annotation, molecular function: exogenous lipid antigen binding; lipopeptide binding; endogenous lipid antigen binding. The record is from RefSeq and is a predicted model, not a curated record. Lineage: Eukaryota; Metazoa; Chordata; Aves; Psittaciformes; Psittacidae. Gene Ontology annotation, biological process: positive regulation of T cell mediated cytotoxicity; immune response; antigen processing and presentation, exogenous lipid antigen via MHC class Ib. The transcript has 7 exons. Gene Ontology annotation, cellular component: external side of plasma membrane.
CCAGGAACUCCAUCCUGAGCAAAGAAGCUUAGCCCUGAAGGGAGCCAACAGCCCCUCCCUCCUUCCACCACACUCCCAGGGACAGAAACUCUACCUUCUAGUGCUUUGACAACAUUUGGGGCACUUCCAAGUUCAUUGUUUGUGCUGCUUCAGCCUUGCUGCCUGCACCAUGCAGUCCUGUCAUCUCUUCCUCUUUCUUCUGCUCCUUCUCCCUGGGAUGUGGGCAGACCCAGAGGCAGAGCCACAGUUUCUUCAGCUGCUCCACACCAGUGUCUUCACCAUCAGCUCUGCUGACAUAUCUAUGGUGACUCUCCUGGAGGAUGUGGCCAUCUUGGCACUGGAUCCUGGCAACUGGAGCAUCCAUUUCCAUUGGCCCUGGGCCAGCCAGGCAACAGCUGAGGGUGAUGCAGAGAAGAUCAAGUCCCACUUAAAAUUCUUUCUGCGCAAUUUCAUCCAAUAUGUGCACAAAACGGCCCAGCAGGUGCAGCUGGACUACCCAUUUGUAAUCCAGAUCCGUGCAGGCUGUGUGCUGCACCCCAAUAAGACAAGCCGGGGCUUCAUGGAUGUCGGAGAAGGUGGCAGAGACCUCAUUUCUUUCAACGUGGAGAGGCAGCACUGGGAGCCCCAGCGGUCAUCCACCCUAGCAGAGCUGACCAGCUAUGGCCUCACCAGCAAAAAAGCCAUCACAGUGUUGCUGGUACACCUCCUCUCCACCUUCUGCCCGAGCUACAUGCUCACCCUGUGCAACUACGGAAGGGCUGAUCUGGAGAGACAAGAGCCUCCCCUGGCCACAGUCUUCGCCCACACGCCCAGCCCAGCCCAGCUCCUGCUGGUUUGCCGUGUCACCGGCUUCUACCCACGGUCCAUCAGCGUGGCAUGGCUGCGGGAUGGCCAGGAGGUGCCACCAGGCCCGGCUCUCAACACCAGUGCCAUCCUGCCCAAUGCUGACCUCACCUACCAGCUCCGCAGCGUCCUGGCUGUGUUUCCCCAUGACGGGCACAGCUACGCCUGCCGUGUGCGCCACCGCAGCCUGGGCACCCGCACCCUCCUCAUCCCGUGGGAAAACCUCAGCACAGCUCCAACGGUCAGCAUCAUCAUCACAGUGCUGCUCCCUGUGGCCAUAGCCUUUGGUGGGGUGGUUUGGUGGUGGAAGUGCAGGAAAGGUGCCGAGGCCACAUGGGAGACCCAGGAAUUCACCAUUUGAGACCUGGCUGCCUGCCCAGCAAUGAUAUCCUCACUACCAGCUCUCCAUGCUUAUGUCCCAUCCCUGAUGCAUCAGCAACAACAGGGAUUUGCUCUGGAAAACCACUAUAUUAAAUGAACUUCCUCAGCUGCACAUGGCUCCUGUGGCUUGCACAUGGCUCCUGUGGCUCUCACUCUCCUUCCCCCUCAUGAGGUCACCCGAGCAAACCAUCCAGUGAACUUCAGAGACCCCACAUUAUGACCAGGAAGACUAUCCCUUUUUGUGGACACUGGCCGAUUUCCCUGGCAUAUCAGGAGGAGCAAUUCAUCUGCCAACCUCUCCCACAUCUCGGCAUCCCUGUGGACAGUGUCUGUCCCUAGCCCUGACCCAGGCCAAACCAGUGUGGGGACACUGAGUGGCAUGGGGGAUGGAGCAGGCCACAAAACGGAGAGAUGGAGGAAUCUGAGCUGUUUCACUGGGGACAGAAGGGGGAGGGGAGGUCCCAAGUGGCAUUUCCAAUCUCCUGACAUGGGGAGGUGUUUCAAGCAGUUGCAAAGCUGCUCCAGCUACAGUGCUGAUCUCAUCCUCUGUCCAGGUUGGUCUUGGGUUGGGAUCUCCUCCACUCCUGACUCCUGCCCCUGCAAAAGCUGGAGUGAUGGGGAACAGUCACCCUCCCGGUAUGCCUGACGCCUAUGAAAAGCCAUGCUGAGGCUCUAGGGGACUCUGUAUUUGAGUGACAUGCUCCCAAGAAGGGGGUGCGGCAGGUUGACCUUGGCUAGCUACCCACCAAGCUGCUCUAUUACUGCCUUUCCUCAACUGGGCAAAGGAGGAGAAAAUAUGCCAAAAGGCUCAUGGGUCAAGAUAAGGACAGGGAGGUCACUCAGCAAUUACCAUCACAGGCAAAAUAGACUUGGCUUAAGGAAAUUAACUUAAUCUAUUGCCAAUCAAAAUCAGAGUAGGAUAAUGAGAAAUAAAAACAAAACUAAAACCACCUUCCUCUCCCUGCUGCCCCUCUUAUUCCUGAGCUCAACUUCACUGUUCACUUCUCUACCUUCUCCUCCCAAGCAGUAGAGUGGACUUGGAGACUGGGGACUGCCAUCUGUUUAUUAUGCAUUGUCUCUGUUGCUCGUUUCCCUGUUCCAGCAUGGUGUCCCACCCGUAGCAGACGGCCGUUUAUAAACUUCCCCAUCGUGGGUCCUUCCCAUUGGGUGCAGCCCUUCAGGAGUGGACUGCUCCAGCACAGGUCCCCUGUGGGGUCACAGUUCCUGUCAGAAGAUGUGCUCCAAUGUGGGGUGCUCUUCAGAGGACCACAGGUAUUCAAACUCCCAGAGCCACAUAUCCUCUUUCAUGGACAAACAACUCAAAGGGUAAUCAUAGAUUUGGGAGCCCUAGGGCUGGGGCUUUCAUGAAGGUCUAUUUAAUGCCAUCAAAAUUUCCCCUGAAUUCCGGAGUCCAUUCUAGCAGUUCUUCAGGACCUUUGGUUGCCGCAUAUAAUGGUUUUGCAAUUAAACCAAAAUUUGGAAUGUAAAGGUGACACUAUCUGGCCAUUCCCAGAAAUUCCUUUAGUUCUCUUUUAGAUUGCAGGGAAUGUAGGGGAAGUAGAGGAGUUGUCUAUAAAUGGCUUCUUUUCUGUCAUUUCCCAGUUUUUGUGGUCCCUGGGAAAUCUCAAAUCUGAGAUAAAUUACAGUCUGUUUUGCAA